AUGACAUCGACGUUUGCUGCGCAGUUGCGCACCAUUGCAGCAAACUCGACCAACGAACUCGACCUCCGAGCCCGACGAGAUGCCCACGCCGAGUCCCUGAUCUUCGAGCGGAAUGUCGCCAUCAAACAAGACUGGGAGACAAUCUUCCAACUAUGUCUUGAGGGGUUCCGAGAGACGUGUCUGCUGGACUCGAGGUUGCGCGAGUUCGAACAAAAUCUGUACAGUCCUUUGGCGAAGGACCAAGAUCGAGAACAACUGAGCAAGCCGCAAAAUGAAGCACUAGAUGUGGUCCUUGAGCGGUGUCUAGCACUCUUGGGGUCGAAAGUAUUGCUGCGUCCGGGCAUCAAAGCAGUGGAAUGGCUUGUAAGAAGAUUUCGAGUGCAUGUAUACAACACAAACGCCUUGCUCGCAACGUUCCUACCAUACCACGAGACGAAUGUCUUUAGGAACCUCCUAAGCAUAGUUCCGGCCAACAGGAUUACUAGCGAAUGGAAGUUCUUGGGCCCUUAUCACAAAGACACAGUCAGCGUUCCCCGACACACCAUAGUCUACAGCGCCACCCACAACGAUGCUUUUUCCUCGUAUUUCAACAACCAUACUCUCCGUGUCUGCCAGGAAGGCGCGGCUUAUCCUCAGCUUCUGCGCUUCUGGAGCAGCGUUGUCCUCGAAGCAAUUGCAGCGAGACUGGACCAACUCAAGAGUGGGAGAAAAGAGGUACAAAAACAACGGACGGAAGACGUGCUGCUAAAGAUCUUGCCAUUGCUGAACGAAGGACUUGAACUGAGAGGCUGUCCAGAAAUGACGGUUGCUUGCUUCACGAUUGCCCUUGUACUGGCUGGUAACGCAGACCUUGGGGACCAUGUGAUUGAUGCUUUGAUGAAAGCAAUUGCACCGUUUGUCACAAACGGAGAGGCCGACUCAAAGUCUGCCCUAGCAUGUCUGGCGGUCUUGGUGACGAAGAAGCUUGACAGCAGAGUGCCGAAGGACGUCAUUGAAAUUCUCAUGCGAGCCAAAGACCUCAGGACGUCCUUGUUGAAUCUACACAAAGAGGUCUCCGUGGCCUCGUUGUGUGCGGCGCUGCUCACAUCAGCACUCUCCGGAGUAAAGCAGAAGAAUCUGGAUGUCAGGUUCCAUUUUGUCAAAACAAUAUUCGAUACCGCUGGAGAACUUUUCGCGCCACCCAUAAAAAGCCAGCUGGUUGCUAUUCUACUUCAGAAGCUGCCGCUUACCGACGCCUCACUUCCAGUAGAAUCACCUCUUCAGUUUCAACUCACUCGAGUUCUCAAAGCCUUGAACGACUCUCCAGAUUUCUCGUCGGCUUUCUCCCAGGCCUCGACACUAGCAGGCCUCUCUCAAUCGCUGGUCGAGAACUUGUUAGAAAGCACCAUCGAAUCUCCGCAGCCAACCGGUCUGAUUGAAUCGGCUCCCACCGAGUUGGACGAUGCUGGAACCGAGUCAGCAUCUGCCGAGGACACAGUAAAGGCAAUGAUGGCGUCUUUCCCUGCCGAGACCACGGAACUGUCAUGUCUUGCACACGGACCGUCACCACUUUUUGACCAGCUUGCCCGAGCCUUCAGCCAUUGUUGCCGAAAUGAAAGGUUCUUGACCCAGUUCGAAGAGCUUCCCUUAUGGAGACAAAAGUCGAAAGCAACUUCCGUUUUAUACAUUAGUUUUCUGCUGAGGAUAUCCUUGGGGCCAUACUCCACUACGGAGCGAUGUGUUGCCAUCCAAGGUCUCUCAAAGUCAUGCGACCAAGGAUUCGCGCAUGACACUCAGUCACUCAUCCCUUACAUUACCGUCCUCCUUUCUGACUCUGCUCAGCCUGUCAGAAGGGCUGCUGCCGCCUGUGUCCUAGUCAUCCAGAGAUCAAUUUACCGGCACUUGAAGCAAGACGAGGAGCAACAUCAGACUGGGACCACAACUUAUGACGCUCUUACCAUGACCAACGUCAAGCGGAUAUCUCCAGCGCAAGCGGACAAGCUUCUGAACCAGCUGUAUUUGCCUCACCUGGAGGAGUACAUCCUAGAUCCAUCCGAGAUGCACAAAGUAUUGAAGACUGCUCUGGAUGGUCAUGCUCGUGCCACACCAUCAAAGACAUCUGAUAUCGAGCUCAAGAAGACUUCGAAGCAAGCCUUGUUCGACCUUCUGACUGGUUGCGCACUGGCCUGUCCUCUUCUAAGGAUUAAAAUGGGCAUCACGCAGCUCCUCAUUGGUGUCGAUAAGGUUGGUACUGCAACCACCAGUAAGACUCUUUCGCCUAUUCUGGACAAAUGGGCCUCGCUGUCACCAGCUGAUGCGGAGGCUGCCGCGUCAGCGGAAAGUCUGGCUAUGGCUCAAGUUGAUGCCCUUGCGAUCCAACUAAUUGCACCACAGGACAAGGGAGCUGUCGAGCACAUUCUGGACAUGCUCACCGAGGGAAAGUUUCAGCCACGUCCCUCUUUAGCGACGAUCUUCUUCGACCAUGUGGGCGCCAUUUGGAAUAUCCUGCGCCACAAGUCUCAAAAUGCUGUAGUCGUACGUCUUUUCGAGAUGUGCUUCUCGGAUAAUGCAGUAUAUGCAGCUGGUAGCCGCCUUGUUUUGCAUACCGUUGCUCUUACCACCGAAAACUUGGCUGCUAUCCUCGAUCAAUCUUUAUCCGGUCUUGCUCAAAUGCCGACAGAUGUCCACCCAAAGAAGCGACGGCGGCUGAGUCAUGGCCGUGAGAGCGUCCCCAAGGAGCUGAUGGGGGAGUGGAAUGUCAGUGGUACAAGAAUGACCUUGGCACUUGAGCUUGUAGAGGACUCGAAGCCAGAAAACCAUCCUCAACUGCUAGGCGGCUUGUUCGAAGUCUUGAUAGGCCUGAAUCGCCUGAGGGACAAGACCACGUCCGAGUCGCCGUAUUUGCUCUGCUUGUGCCUCAACAACAUACUGGCCAUCAUUGACAAGGCCCGGCAAUCUCGCAAGCCAAAUAUCGACAUGACAACCAUCCGUGCCGACUUGGUGACCGAAUGCGUGCGAUCCUCAGAGAACGUCCAAGUGCAGAGCACCGCCCUCCUCCUCUCCGCUUCUCUAGCAGCGCUUGCUCCAGAUCGAAUACUGCACACAAUCAUGCCAAUCUUCACUUUCAGGGGCAGAAGCAUUUUGUCGAAAGACGACGAACGGUCCAUCUACGUCACCAAUCGUGCCAUUGACGAGAUCAUCCCUCCUCUAGUGGCGAGCCUGAAAAAGCACGAUGCUAAGAACCUCAUCCAUUCCACCUCAAAUCUGCUAUCGAGCUUUGUCACGGCGUAUGAACAUGUUCCUCAGCACAGGAGAGUAUCGUUCUACCAGCGGCUAUUGACCAAGCUCGGUGCUGAUGAUUUCUCAUUCGCGGUCAUCGCACUGCUUACUUCCAGGAGAAAUACCGAGGACAUGUGGACAUUCCUCUCAAACCUAACAGCGGAGUUUCCGGCUUCCACUCAACUUCUGACCUUCCGGAAGAUAUUGGACCUGACUCUCGAUACCUUCAGCGAGAAGCCGCACAACGCUGAACCCCUUCUAGAUAUCACCCGGACAACACCAAUUGACAAGAGAGAAGCAGCAGCGUCGAACCUGCUCCAAGUGGCCGUGCAACUGCUCGCACCGAAGGCACUCAAGACGCAAAUUGCGCGACUCACAAAGCCUGAUCGAGCUGAAGAGACUCCCUUCUGGACCGAGUUCAGACUUUGUGUCUCGCGUCUCCUCAACAUGCUUAAGUCUCAGAAGACGGGGCACAGGAGUCUUGCACCGUCGACGAAGAAAUGUCUCAGCGCUGUGCUAGAUUUACCUUCUCUUGCAGACUUACUUGAUAUUAUGCCAACUCUUCUGGAUGAGCUGGAGCAAAGCGAACACGCGGAUCUGAAGCCCCUGGCGCUCCGAGUCCUAGCUUCGCAACUGCUUCAACCUGGCCCUGCUUUCAAGGACAAAAAGAGCCAGUCCAGCGCGAUUUCACUCCUCCCUACGCUCGGUACCAUCAUUAAGACCACGGACGACGAGAACCUCAGACAUGCAGCAAUCGAAUGUCUUGACCACAUUCUUGAACUGUAUGGCCGAAAGAGCCCGGAUGCGGUUGUCUCAGCAUCGUCUGCACUCACAGAUGACGACGGUCAAGGCCUCGAAUCGAGAGAUGAGAGAACACAAAUCAUGUCAUUGCUCUGUUUAACGACUGCGACGGAAGUACUCAAACAAGGAUGUGUGCCGAUCGUUUUGGGAACGAUGCCAAAAGUUUUCCGACUGUUGUGGUCAAGUCUGCAGGAUUUGAAGGGAGUGAAAGGCCCCAAGGAUGGAAAGGUGGAACUCCACAAUGCCUGCUACAUGCUCCUUUCUUCCUUCGUCACGCAUGUGCCCUUCAUAACAUCCGACGAAAACCUGGUGGAAAUCUUUGAGGCAUCCUGCAAAUCUUGCAUCGCGAUCACUCUGGAGCCACCGAGCUCUUGGCAAGAGUCUCGUCUUGACCUAUUGAAUCUUGUUGCUGACAAGGUCGAGCUGAGUUCACUCGUUGCCGGUCUGCGUCAGGCCUGGAAAACAAAGGUAGUCAACGCAGAUGCUAUUGGGGAGUGGUUGGACAUGUUGUCAAGAGCCAUCAAGCGGAAUUCCAAGUCUACAGUAGGCAGGGCUGCGGAAGAGCUGUCCGACUUUAUCCUACAGGUCCUGGAUCUUCGACGAGUCAACAGGGUCAAGGCCUUGGUGAAAGCGGAUGAUGCUACGAGCCACCUUCUUCGAUCCGAUGAGUUACGAAACAUUGAACACAAUCUGUUCAAACUGAGCGAAGCGCUCAUCUACAAGCUCAAUGACUCUACCUUCAGACCCAUCUUCGAAAGCUGGGUUGAGUGGGCUCGGAGCGAAGUCCCCCAGGAUAGACCCGAGAGUGAAGACGCCGACCAAAUGGCAGAUCGCAAGAGUGGCGCAAGGAUAGCGAGGCUAGGCAGUCUGUUCUCGCUGGCCUCGCAUUUCUUUGAAAGUCUCAAGAGCAUUGUUACAAGCUACGCCAGUUACAUUCUGCCCGAGUGUAACGAGGUUCUGAGAGCCUCGAUCGGCAAGCACGACACGCAGAAAGCAGAAGCUCUACGUCUUCGCCCCCAGGUCGAUCAUCAAGAUCAAGAGGUCUACACCGAGACUCUGAGCCUAUUGUCAACAGUCGCGAAUCACGACGCCGACGGGUUCUUCACCUCACCUUCGCACUUCCAACCCCUUGCCACGCUCCUCGUCGGCCAGUACGAGCUUCUUUCAAGCCGCAAUAACACCUCCCGAGAUUUCACGACAAGUCCCCUAAAGGAACCUAUUCUCAACGCACUUGUUAGCCUCGCCACGGCAGUCCAAGAUGUCCCGGCCCAUCACCACACCCUGAACCACCUCCUCUGCCAGCUUCGGCACCACGAGCACGCCGCUGUGCGACUCGCCUCGAUCAAAACGCACAUCGCGCUGACAGAGGCCGAGGAGGUUGGCGAAGAGUGGCUUCAGAACGUGGUCUUGGGGCAGUCAUCAUCUGCCAUGGACGGUGGAGUCGCGGUCGGAGGAAGUGGAGAGACGAUGGUGUAUGUGAACGAAAUGCUAGAAGACGAUGAUGAGGACGUCGAAAACAGUGUAAGAGACUGGGUCAGGAUGGUGAGGGAGAGUCUCGGAGAGGAUAUCUUCGAGGUGUAA
Messenger RNA from Cladophialophora yegresii CBS 114405, 5640 nucleotides. RefSeq lists its product as uncharacterized. Gene Ontology annotation, molecular function: snoRNA binding. The coding region runs from base 1 to 5640 and encodes 1879 amino acids. NCBI's taxonomy places the organism in Eukaryota, Fungi, Ascomycota, Eurotiomycetes, Chaetothyriales, Herpotrichiellaceae. The record is from RefSeq and is a predicted model, not a curated record. The transcript has 2 exons. Gene Ontology annotation, biological process: positive regulation of transcription by RNA polymerase I; maturation of SSU-rRNA from tricistronic rRNA transcript (SSU-rRNA, 5.8S rRNA, LSU-rRNA). Gene Ontology annotation, cellular component: 90S preribosome; small-subunit processome; t-UTP complex.